Lutzomyia longipalpis is the source of this 5665-nucleotide messenger RNA. It is a transcript of the gene pigs, whose product is annotated as GAS2-like protein pickled eggs. Gene Ontology annotation, biological process: regulation of microtubule polymerization or depolymerization; protein localization to microtubule plus-end; actin crosslink formation. The record is from RefSeq and is a predicted model, not a curated record. The transcript has 10 exons. Lineage: Eukaryota; Metazoa; Arthropoda; Insecta; Diptera; Psychodidae. Bases 747 to 3302 code for a protein of 851 amino acids. Gene Ontology annotation, cellular component: microtubule plus-end; stress fiber; actin filament. Gene Ontology annotation, molecular function: actin filament binding; microtubule binding; cytoskeletal adaptor activity.
GCACCGAGAGUUCUCCGACUUCAGUCACUGCAGUCUCUUGGUUUGGUGAGGACGGCUUUAGCAAGUGUUUCCGUGCGCAUGCGCGCAUUCAGCACACUCAAUUUCCUCAGAACUCCCCCGAACUUGUGUGGUGUGUCAAAGUCACAAAAUAAUCAACUUUUGGACUACAAAUAAUUCGCGAUAAAUUCAACUUAUGCAAAAUGUGCUAAUCGCAUGUAAAUUCCGCGCGAGAACAGACAAACCCGCUUAGCGCCGGCUCUCGAAUUAUUUUUGACAUCGUAGCAUUUUAUUUUCGUAUGGAAGCACCUAAUCAGCGGUGCUCUCCCCCAAAUAAAAUAAAUUUAUCUACAAUUUAGUUUUGUGAGACAACAAACUUGGAUGAGUGAUUUAAUUAAUUUUUUUCUGCGAAUUUGCACAUCCUUCCUUCCGUCUGGUGAAUACGCGCAAAAGAGAGCCGACGAAUGAGUCACUAUAUACCACAUUAUUAUUUUAUUGCACACCCAUCAUUCGUACUUGGGAGGAGAAAUUUCAAUUCAUAGAAAAGUAGUGUGAAUUUUUUUUAUCGAAAAGGAAUUUCGUGUGUGACAACCUGAGUUUAUCAGAGAGUUUAUCGCGCUUUUUGCUGUGUGUGGACAGAAGAGUGUUCCCUUUUUUUCUGCGGGCAACAAAUUCACCAAACAGUCACACCAUACGACGAGACUUGCCAGAUUGAUUGAGUUGAUAAGGAGCUGCGAAAAUAAGCAAAAAUGGCCACUGUUCUACUCGAGGCACGUCCAUAUCGUCCCUUCAAAUCCAGCGAGGAAUACCUCUAUGCUAUGCGGGAGGAUUUAGCUGAGUGGCUCAAUACCAUGUAUCCGGAAUUGCGAAUUAAUGUGGACAACUUUAUGGAUCGCUUGGACACAGGAGUGGCUCUCUGCAAACAUGCCAAUAAUGUACGAUGUGCGGCAGAAGAGUACCUGGCAAGGCGACAGGCGCGCAAUAAGUCCAUGACAAAAUCAAUGACUUCAGGAUUGGCUGGACCCAUUCUGGCCAUGGGGAAUGUCCACUUCUUGCCAGCUGCAAAGAGUGGAACCUUCUUUGCGCGCGACAAUGUAUCCAAUUUUAUUGCAUGGUGCCGAAAAAGCCUUCAAAUCUUUGAGUGCCUCCUAUUCGAAACGGACGACCUAAUAAUGCGAAAGAACGAGAAGCACGUGAUUCUGUGCUUGUUGGAAGUGGCGAGGCGUGGUGCUAAAUUCGGAAUGUUGGCUCCAAUGUUAGUUCAGAUGGAGCGACAGAUUGAUCGGGAGAUCGCCGCCGAUAACAAGGCAAUGGGGAUGUCUUCAGUGGGUUGCGGCACGCAGACGGAAAAUGGUGUCAAUACGAUAUCGGUUGGCACGGAUGGGAAUGAUAUGUUCGACACAGACUCGGAGGAUGAUGAUGAGACGAGUGAACCGAUGCUAAUGUACGGACCUCAGCCACAAAUUAUCACCAAUGAUUUAAAGAGCCUGGAUGAGAUGGUUCGAGAUCUCGUGGAGAAAUGCACAUGUCCAUCGCAAUUUCCAAUGGUGAGAGUGUCAGAGGGCAAAUAUCGUAUUGGUGACACCAAAGUGCUCAUAUUCGUUCGGAUUUUGCGGUCUCACGUGAUGGUGCGCGUGGGUGGCGGAUGGGACACCCUUUCUCACUACCUCGACAAACAUGAUCCCUGCCGGUGCCGCGCUCAACAUCGAUCAUCUGUGGCUGCGCGCUUGAUCACGAGAACGAAUGCCGCAACCAAUGGAAUUGAGCUCCAUCGUGCCCAAGUGUUUUACGAGAGAUCACCGCCAGUUGUACGUAAGCAGACCAACUCGAGUCCUGGCCAAGCACAGCAGCAAUCUCAUACACCGUCAAAUGGAUUCAUUAGCACAUUAUCGCCGCCCGGAGGGAAUCACAAUCGCAGCCGUAGUCCGACACCACAGAAGAAGAACUUGGUGGAAAGCUCACAGUCACCAGAAAAAUUCGUGGUGUCACCCGAGACCAGGAGAUCAAUGUCACCUGGAGCAAGACGACUUACGGACAUGCGACGAAAGCAGACAUCGCUGGAUUCAUGUCAAUCACCCGUGGGAACACCAUCCCCAAUUGUGGAGAUGGAUGAUCAGAAAGAUGAUACCAAAAGUGGAUCAGUGGAGAGUAGUGGAGCCAAUAGUGGGACGGAUACGUCGGUUAAGUUUGAGAACAUCAGCGACAAUGGGAGUGAAAUCAGUGAUGAAGGUUACCGCAGUUUGGGACUUAUUCAGGGAACAAAUGGCAAUAGUGGUGUGUCCAAGAGGACAUCGCUCCACAGUCAAGUAUCAAAUGAAGACGCAGAACUAAGUGUGCGUUUCGAUCAAGGGUCCAAUGAUUCCCAGGUGUCCCCAAAUGAUGAGCAGAGUACAAAGACUGCGGAGAGUAGCGAUUCUACCACUGCCACUGCACCAGAUGAUCUCGAUGCAAGAACACCAGAAUCAGAUGGGCGCAAUAAUUUUGAGAAGAAUGGUAUUUUCAUCACAGAAGAUGAGAUCAUGGUGGACAUUGCCAGUGCAACGGGUCUAAGGAAGACGGGUUUCUCGGAUAAUUUGUACGAUGAUGGUCAGAAGAAGCCAGUGAGUAGGAUUCCGCGAUCUCCCAUGGCUACAAGACGAAAGAGUGCUGAGGCAGCAGGGGAGAUUGUCACGGGAUUGCCACUGGUAUCGCGAAAGACACCCGUGUACCGAAGUGUGAGGAAGACAACCCCAGUGAAGGAGAAUUCCGUGGAGAAGAAUACAUGGAGUGGACGGGAGACAAAGAAACGUUCAUCCCUGACAACAGAAACAUUCAACCCACCAUCACGAUCGGCCAGCAGCACUAGUCCAUUCCACAGGAACUCAGCCGGAAGUCGGGCAUCCGUAGGUGGGGGACAAUACGAUAAGAAUGGACGUCGAAUGAAGUCAACAUCCCUCACGACGUCCCCCGUGAAGAGUGCCACAUCCCCGCUGGCGCAGCAAAUUCUCCAAGCGGCCGGCAGUGCUAAGAGUGAUUCGCAAAUAUUGGAGAAGAUGCGCGAGCUGCUGUCCAAGUACGACAGGGAGAACAGUGUUGCAGGUGAUUAUGAAAGUUUGGAUCUCACAACAGCGUGGGUGAAUAGCAAUGGGGCACUCGAUCGGGCUGGUAGUGGGCCAGUGAAGGUCGCUGUUACGUCAAAGAAAUCCACCGGAUCAACAAUCUCGUCUGCGGAUAGUGCCUCGGGUGUUGCAUCACCAACACCCCGUCGUGAUCGUGGCAUCAGCCGAAUUCCGGCUCCCGUGAGAGUAGCCACGGAUCUCUAUUGACCAAGAGUGUGUCACUGAGAAUUGUGCCACAGGGGGAUGGCUAUACGGAUCCGUCGAACGAUGAUCGCAAAUGGAGAGAAAUCAAUUUCUCUCAUUAGUCCGCACAAAACCCUCCCGUAAAUGCUAAAAAGAAAUAAAAGAGCCGUCUGAUACAAUUUUUCGGCAUCUUUCCGGCCACCACGAUCUCUUUAUUCCCGCGAGGGACAUCUUCCGUGGGACGAUUUUUUUAUUUGAGCUCAUUUUUUUUCUGCUGCGCACAAAAUGGCUAAGAAGACAAGUGAAAUGCCGAAGAGCAUUUUAGUUAAAUAAAGUGUCUCCCCUUUUUGCCAUCGACAAUUAAAAAAAAAGAAUCCAAUUGACCAUAAAGACAUUCAAAUUGGUCGGCGUGCGAUUGCAAAUGAUAGUGAUCUUGACAUCUUGAUCACUACGCUGUAUCCGUGCUUGUAUGUGUGUCUGUUUAUUUUUUUCUUACCUCCGCACCUGAAGGAGGAGGAGGAAGCUUUUUGGCGGCAAGUGGGCGCAGAAAAGUACCGCCCGGAGGCGCAGAUCAUUAAAUAUAUGAAGAUAAAAGAAGUCCACGUUAAUUGUGCUCUCACAAGAGGAAAAGAGUAGUUAAUUUUUGGCCACUAUAUAUACGAGUUUACUUGAUCAUACAAUGAUGGAAGAUUUUUAUUAUAUCACAGCAAUUCACUUCAAGUGAUUUUCACCUGAAAUAUUUUUAUUAUAAAUAAUAAUUAUUCAUGAAUUAAUAAAAAUGCAAAAUUCGACAUUUUUAUAAUUAAGUCGUUGAACCAUUGCAAAUUCUAAAAGAUCGUAUCCAUUACUUUCUUCCGCGUGCAUAUCUUUCUUUCCAUCUGCAGCAUUAUAAAUCAAUGGGAAGUUGAAAAGUUUUCAAAUUUAUUCACUUGAAUGAAAAUUAAAAUCUUAUUCAUAUUUUUCAUUAUUAAUUUUUGCAUUAAUUACUGUGCCAUAUUUGAUUGACUUCCUGUCUUUGCACAAAUUAUCUUAUGAAGCAUCAACAUUAUGGAAAAUACUUUGCUUUUGAUUUGCAUUUUUGAGUUAUUUUUUUGAGAAAUUCAACACCACCUAAAAAAAUUGUGUUCUCAUUCUAUGGCAUUUAUUAGAAGCAUUUCAACAAAAAGACAAUUAUAUUAAAUUUAAAAAAAUGAAGGAAGAGCAUUUAUGAACAUUAAACUCAAAAUAUAAUAAUAAAUUAUGAUGCUUCAAAAUCAUUAAAAAAAAAGUUAAAAUUAGAAUAAAAGCCUGUAAUAACCAAAACUUUUUGACUAUCCUAAGUUUAUAAAAAAUGCUGCUGCAAAAUUUAUUAAUGUGUAAAAGAAAUUGGAAUAUCAAAAGGAUUUAUAUUGGAGGAAUGAAAUAUUAGCAAACUUUUAUUGUUAAUUGGACUGAAUUUAAUAUAAUAUAUAACCUAUUAAAAUAGAGAGUUUAAAUUUUUUUGUAUAGAGAAAAGGCAAAAAAGAUUGCAAAUUGGUGCUGAUUGUUUGAAUAUUUUUUGAAUAAAAUAUUCAUGUUAGGAGUGAGAAAUAUUUAUAAUUACCUUCAAUUAAAUUUUUCAUUUCUUUAUCAAUUUUUUUGCUAUUUCUAUGAUUUUUUUUCGUAGAAGAGAAUAAAAGAAUUGAAAAAGCAAAAAAGUCUGUGACUGUCAUUCAUUUUUUGAUUGGUAGCAUUUUGGUAGAGGUCCUUUUUAAUGGAGAUUUUCUCCUAUAUAAGGCUUGUAGCAAAAAAAGAAUCCAUGGCAAAAGGAGAUAUAAAACGGCCUUGAUGAUCAGGAAUUUAAAAAAAGAAAAAGAAAUGAAAAGCAAAACACUAUUUUUCCUUAAGAAAUCCAUGUAGAACGUAAUAUAUGGAAUAACCAUUUAAUAGAAUGUAGGAAAAGAAAAAUCUAUAUAGUUUUCUAUUUAAUGGAAGUAUAUAUAACCUUUAUUCUGAGAGGAAAAAAAGUAGUGAGUAGUUAAGGCCAAAAUAUUUAUAUGUACGACAAAAAAAACCUUUACACGCUAUUAAUAAUGCAAAACUGUCUCUGUAAAACUUUAAGAUUAUAUUUAACGAAAAUAUUAUAAUAUAAAAAAUAUUUAGGCUCUUCUUACGAUUUAAUAAAACCUAUAUACCCAACAUAGGAUUAAUUUCCAAACAACAGAAUGACUUUUGACGCCAUAUAAUCCAGUUUUUUUUUGUGAACAAAUAGUGCAAUUUGUUAGUACCGCGACAGGAGGACAUUACAUACAAAGUGUAUCCUUUUAAGCUCCAUUAUUAUAUACUCUUUCUAUUUGUAUUUCUCCAAUUUAUACGUUGAGUUUUUUCGCAUUUAUGUAUGCAAUAAAAAGACAUAAAUGAGAAAUAAA